Messenger RNA from Daldinia loculata, 2259 nucleotides. Its product is annotated as glycoside hydrolase family 13 protein. Gene Ontology annotation, molecular function: alpha-amylase activity. The transcript has a single exon. Gene Ontology annotation, biological process: oligosaccharide catabolic process. The coding region runs from base 222 to 2096 and encodes 624 amino acids. Lineage: Eukaryota; Fungi; Ascomycota; Sordariomycetes; Xylariales; Hypoxylaceae. The record is from RefSeq and is a predicted model, not a curated record.
GAACACUAUUUGGUCAAACUUGACCCGACGGCGCGGACUCGAUCUAAGUAUAGGAAAGAUUUAAUUAUGCACAGCGCCACUCUAUGCCGUAGUCGGCCGCAAAUGUACAGGUACUAUUUUGUCUAAUAGAUGGCUGGGUUUACCUAAUUUCUCCUCUCCUCUCAAGACCUCGCGGAAUUUUUUUCUAUAGAGUGGAGUAGUUUCACACAUACAGAAGCAACAUGAACGGUUUAUAUCAUAAUAAUGGGUGGUUUGGCAAAGAGCCGUGGUGGAAAGAUGCUACUUUCUAUCAAGUAUAUCCGGCAAGCUUUAAGGACUCCAAUGGCGACGGUUGGGGAGAUAUUCCGGGACUUGUCUCCAAAAUCGAAUAUCUCAAUGAACUAGGCGUCGACGUGGUAUGGCUUUCGCCCGUUUUUGAGAGCCCCCAGGCCGACAUGGGUUACGACGUGUCAGACUACCAGAAAAUUUAUGCACCUUAUGGCACCAUUGACGACGUGGAUGAACUAAUAGAAGCAUGUCAUGCUCGAAACAUGAAGUUGAUUCUCGACUUGGUGGUAAACCAUACUUCUAUCGAGCAUGAAUGGUUCAAAGAGUCCCGUUCGUCGAAGACCAACCCGAAGCGCGAUUGGUACAUCUGGAAACCAGCGCGAUAUGAUCUAAAGGGGCAGCGGGUUCCGCCGACAAACUGGCGAAGUUACUUCGCUGGCUCUACUUGGACUUGGGACGAGCACACUGAGGAGUAUUAUCUCCAUCUAUACGCGCCUGAUCAGCCGGACUUAAACUGGGAAUCGGAAGCGUGCCGCGAAGCUAUCUACCAGGACACCAUGCGCUUCUGGCUUGAACGAGGCGUUGACGGGUUCAGGAUCGACACUGUUAAUAAAUAUAGCAAGCGCACCGAGUACGUGGAUGCGCCAGUUACAGAUCGAGACUCGCCAUAUCAGCCAGCGCCGGAGAUGUGGUGUAAUGGACCAAGAAUCCACGAGUUCAUCCACGAGAUGCGGGCCAAAGCGCUCGCGCCCUACGGGGCCGUCUCUGUCGGAGAGCUUUCUAACACGCCGGACCCAGGUCAAGUUUUGCCAUACGUGUCGGCAGCGGCACAGGAACUCGACAUGGUAUUUGAGUUCUCUAUGAUUCGAUUAGGUACUGGGGGUAUGUUUGGACCAAAGUACAUAUAUGUACCGUUCGCCCUACAGCAACUGAAAACAAUCGUAGCAAAAUGGCAGACAUUCAUCGAAGGCACAGACAGCUGGACGACUGUCUUCUGCGAGAACCAUGAUAACGGACGAGCCGUGAGCCGGUUCGGCGAUUGUUCAACGCCAGAGUUAUGGGAGGCGAGUGCGAAAACCAUAGCUCUCUGGCAAGCCACAUUGACAGGGACGCUGUUCCUAUACCAGGGCCAGGAGAUUGGUAUGACAAACAUGCCGACCACUUGGGGGAUAGAAGAGUACAAAGACGUUGAGAGUCUCAACUUCUAUGCCGAGGCAUUAGCAUCUGGGGACCAGAAGAGAAUAGCAGACACUAUGCGGGGUCUGCGUAUUCUUGCUCGUGAUCAUUCGCGUAUCCCUUUUCAAUGGGACGACUCUCCGAAUGCAGGGUUUUCAGACAAAAGUGUUAAAACAUGGAUGCGUGUUCACGACGCCUAUCCAGAGGUUAAUGUCAAGAAGCAAAUAUCGGACCCCAAUUCCAUCUUGAGUUUCUAUAAGAUGGUCUUAAAGCUGCGCAAGAAGUAUAAGGAUAUAUUCGUCUUAGGAGCUUUCCGGCUACUAAAAGACGACGAUGAGGCAAUAUUCGCAUACGUAAAGGAAAGCCCCUUCCGAAUUUCAGAUUCACAAGCGUCGACGAACGGCUAUUCCGUCCGUGGCCGCGAGAAUAAGAGAAUGGCGGUAGUGGUUAUGAACUUCUCCAGGGAUGAACGGGAUUGUCUAGACGUUAGGAGCAUACUAAGUUGUAGUGACGAGGAUACGGCGAGAUUACUAGUGAGUACGCAGUAUCAAGACAACAGGGGCUCGAUUAUUGGGAAGGAUACUAUACCGGCGGCUUUAAAACCGUGGGAAGGGCGCGUCUACGUCAAUUUCGACUUGGAUGAUGUCGUGUAAGCAUAUAGACGAAAGGGGAAUAGGGGGUCAAUUAAGUACAUAAUAUAGAAGAGCAAUGAGUACCGAGUACGGAGGGUUACCGAAAGCUAUAUAGAGAAAUUAGAUCCUUCAAUGUUGUAAGUUGUUAUUUCUUAUGUAGUAUCAAGGAGAAAUAAUAUGACGU